UGGGGGCGGUGGCAGGGCCGGUGGGCCGUGGCGGCUCCGGGUCUCGGCCCGGGCGCGGCCCUGCGCAGCCCGCCCCCGGCCGCAGGGGCGCUCCUGAGCUUCGCGGGGCCGCCUCCCGGGAUGCCUGCGCGGAGGGCGGGGCGAAGGGCUGGCCGUUGCCGACGUGGGUGUUAAGUGGCCGCCCCAGCCGCGACCCGGAGCCGAAAGCGGGCGGCGAAGCCUAAGCUGGACGCGGCCACGCCGGCGCGGCGGGAUAUGUGGUGCCUGUCAUAAGGUGCAGAGAGCUGCCUUCCACGAGACCAGCAGAAGAGUGGGCAAACAUGAAGUCCAAUCCCGCUAUCCAGGCUGCCAUUGACCUUACGGCGGGGGCUGCAGGGGGCACAGCGUGUGUACUGACUGGGCAGCCCUUUGACACGAUGAAAGUAAAGAUGCAGACGUUCCCUGACCUAUACCGGGGACUCACCGACUGCUGCCUGAAGACUUACUCCCAGGUGGGCUUCCGUGGCUUCUACAAGGGGACCAGCCCAGCUCUAAUCGCCAACAUCGCUGAGAACUCAGUCCUCUUCAUGUGCUAUGGCUUCUGCCAGCAGGUGGUCCAGAAAGUGGCUGGAUUGGACAAGCGGGCAAAGCUGAGUGAUCUGCAGAAUGCAGCUGCCGGUUCCUUCGCCUCUGCCUUUGCUGCACUGGUGCUCUGCCCCACGGAGCUCGUGAAGUGCCGGCUGCAGACCAUGUAUGAGAUGGAGACAUCAGGAAAGAUAGCCAAAAGCCAGAAUACAGUGUGGUCUGUCAUCAAAAGUAUUCUUAGGAAAGAUGGCCCCUUGGGGUUCUACCAUGGACUCUCAAGCACUUUACUUCGAGAAGUACCAGGCUAUUUCUUCUUCUUCGGUGGCUAUGAACUGAGCCGAUCCUUUUUUGCAUCAGGGAGAUCAAAAGAUGAAUUAGGCCCUGUGCCUUUGAUGUUAAGUGGUGGAGUUGGUGGGAUUUGCCUCUGGCUUGCAGUAUACCCAGUGGAUUGUAUCAAAUCCAGAAUUCAAGUUCUUUCCAUGUCUGGAAAACAGGCAGGAUUUAUCAGAACCUUUAUAAAUGUUGUGAAAAAUGAAGGAAUAACGGCCUUAUAUUCUGGACUGAAACCUACUAUGAUUCGAGCAUUCCCUGCCAAUGGAGCACUCUUUUUGGCCUACGAAUAUAGCAGGAAAUUGAUGAUGAACCAGUUGGAAGCAUACUGAAGUGUCUUGGUGGGCGUGAACCAAGCACAGGUGUUUGAGGACUACAGUUCAUCUCAGGGUUUCUUGGAGUACAAGACCAGUGUGAAGUUAUUCUGAUUUCUUGGGAAUUUUGCUUUCUGUCUUCCCUUCUACCCUACAUCUUAAACUUCAUGGAAGAACCUCUAUUUUGCAUCAUAUCAUUUCUGUCCAUAAUUGUACUGAAAUAGAAAAGUCACUGCUUUUGCUCUUGGUAAAAUAUAAAGUGGUCAGUAGCCUUAUGCACCUAAUUCAAAAGGUGGACUAUAGUUCUGUCAGGGAUUUUACUUAAACCUCCACUUGUACAUGCAAUUUGGACAGUUAUGUGUUGAGGGAAAUACAGUUUGUUUCGAUGUUUACUUCAAAUAUCAGAAAAACCCAGAGGUGAUCAUUUCUCAUGAAGAUGCUUAUAAAUGGUUGCUUAACUCAUUCUA
This is a messenger RNA of Nomascus leucogenys (northern white-cheeked gibbon), 1675 nucleotides long. It is a transcript of the gene SLC25A15, whose product is annotated as solute carrier family 25 member 15. Gene Ontology annotation, molecular function: L-ornithine transmembrane transporter activity. NCBI's taxonomy places the organism in Eukaryota, Metazoa, Chordata, Mammalia, Primates, Hylobatidae. Gene Ontology annotation, biological process: mitochondrial L-ornithine transmembrane transport. The record is from RefSeq and is a predicted model, not a curated record.